This is a messenger RNA of Populus euphratica (Euphrates poplar), 1909 nucleotides long. Its product is annotated as laccase-11-like. NCBI's taxonomy places the organism in Eukaryota, Viridiplantae, Streptophyta, Magnoliopsida, Malpighiales, Salicaceae. Bases 35 to 1720 code for a protein of 561 amino acids. Gene Ontology annotation, cellular component: apoplast. Gene Ontology annotation, biological process: lignin catabolic process. The transcript is spliced from 6 exons. The record is from RefSeq and is a predicted model, not a curated record. Gene Ontology annotation, molecular function: hydroquinone:oxygen oxidoreductase activity; copper ion binding.
CUUUAGCUGCGUUCAAAAUAUUUAGACCAACAAAAUGGCAGCAGCGUUGUCAAAAAAACUUUGUUGGGCUUCUUAUAUUCUCUACCUCUACUUCAUUUAUUAUCCGGCCGAAGCUGCUGUCAAGAGAUACCAGUUUGAUAUCCAAGUGAAAAAUGUUAGCAGGCUGUGUCAUGCCAAGCCCAUUGUCACAGUAAAUGGGAGGUUUCCAGGGCCAACAGUAUAUGCAAGAGAAGGUGACAGAGUUCUAGUGAAUGUCACCAACCACGCCAAAUAUAACAUGUCUAUUCAUUGGCAUGGACUCAAGCAAUUUCGUAAUGGCUGGGCAGAUGGACCUGCUUAUAUAACACAAUGUCCUAUCAAGACAGGGCAUAGCUACACAUAUGAUUUUAAUGUAACAGGUCAAAGAGGAACACUAUGGUGGCAUGCACAUAUCUUAUGGCUAAGGGCCACAGUCUAUGGAGCUAUUGUUAUCAUGCCUAAACCAGGAACCCCAUUUCCUUUCCCUCAGCCUCAUAGAGAAGAAAUCAUAAUAUUUGGAGAAUGGUGGAAAAAUGAUGUUGAAGAUAUUGAAAAACAAGGGAACAAGCUGGGAUUGCCGCCAAAUGCCUCCGAUGCACAUACCAUUAAUGGGAAGCCAGGACCACUCUUCCCAUGUUCUGAGAAACAUACAUUUACCUUGGAGGUUGAACAGGCAAAGACAUACCUCUUGAGAAUCAUCAAUGCUGCCCUCAACGAUGAGUUUUUCUUUGCUAUUGCUGGUCACAACAUGACCGUGGUAGAAAUUGAUGCAGUUUACACCAAACCCUUUACAACUCAAGCCAUACAAAUUGCACCCGGCCAAACCACAAAUGUUCUUGUUCAAGCAGCACAAACACCAAACAGAUAUUUCAUGGCUGCUAGACCUUUCAUGGAUGCACCGCUUUCCAUAGAUAACAAAACUGCCACUGCUAUAUUGCAAUAUAAAGGUAUCCCAAACACCGUACUUCCUCUCCUUCCUCAGCUACCAGAACCAAAUGACACUGCUUUCGCGCUUAGCUACAAUGCCAAGCUUAGAAGUCUAAACUCUCCAAAAUUCCAAGCAAAUGUGCCUCUCAUAGUCGACCGGCAUCUUUUUUACACAAUCGGUCUAGGAAUAAACCCUUGUCCAACAUGCUUAAACGGAACAAAACUCACCGCCUCCUUGAACAACAUCACUUUUGUAAUGCCCCAAAUUGGUCUACUUCAAGCUCACUACUUUAACAUCAAGGGAGUAUUUAGGUUAGAUUUCCCAGAUAACCCUCCAACGCCAUUCAAUUAUACUGGUGCACCACUUACUGCCAAUCUUGUUACUACAUUAGGCACCAGGGUUAGUAAAAUUGCCUACAAUUCAACUGUGCAACUGGUACUACAAGACACCAAUCUUCUCACUGUUGAAUCACACCCUUUCCAUCUUCAUGGAUACAAUUUCUUCGUUGUUGGAACCGGAAUUGGAAACUUUGAUCCUAAAAGGGACCCAGCAAAAUUUAACUUGGUUGAUCCUCCUGAGAGAAAUACCGUUGGAGUACCUACUGGUGGAUGGACUGCCAUAAGGUUCAGGGCUGAUAAUCCAGGGGUGUGGUUCAUGCACUGUCAUCUAGAACUGCACACAGGCUGGGGAUUGAAAACAGCUUUUGUUGUCGAAAAUGGAAAACUCCCGGAUCAAUCUAUUUUGCCUCCACCUAAGGAUCUUCCUCCUUGCUAGCAGCUGUUCAUAACCAGAUGACAUAAUUUGGAACGUUUGAAAUUUCCUAAAUGACAAUUUCUUUAAAGCUGCAAGAGCUAAAAUGUAAACGGAGGACCAGAAUUAACUAUUUGUCCCGGAUUCUUUGUGAUUGUAAUUGAGAUGUGUUGUUGUGCAAUAAAUUAAUAAAAGCAUUUCAGGUUUGUAUCA